CACACUCGCUAUAAUUUCAUGAGUAGGUGAUGAUGAUAAUAUGGUUGUGCAUAAAUGUACUUCACUUCUCCACUUUCUCGCCAGCAAUUCUUCCUCUAUUGGGAGACCUGUUGUAAGAUUUCUUGGUUAUUCACUUUAUUCUACUGCUAAUCAAGUUGGCAAAGUAAAACUAGCUCAGGACCUAGCCGGUUUGGUUCAAGAAUCUUUGAACCUGGAGGAGAAAAAUUCUCAAGUAUCUAAGAAAUUUGUGUCCACGGUUGAGAAAUCAAUAAAUGUUAAGGUCAGUGAGGAUAAGAAAAACGGAGUGUCGUUGGCACAGAACUUAGCCAACUUGGUGGAAGAGUCUUAUAAUCUUGAUGAGACUAAACCUUUGAGUCGGGUGGAACAUAAAAGACUACUUGAACUACGCAUAAAAAAAAGAGUUAAGGAACAUCAUGUAAAUGGAAAGUUUCGGAACCUCAUAAAGGAAGUGGUUGCCAAUCCAAAAACACUCCGUGAUGCUUUUGAUUGUAUUCGAUUGAGUUCUAAUGUUGAUCUAGCGUCGGAAGAUGGUGAGAAUUUGCCUUUUGAAGCCAUGGCUGAAGAGCUUUAUUGUGGGUAUUUUGAUGUAAGUGCUAACACAUAUUCGAUCUCAACAAGGGGCCGAAAGAAAGAAGUCCUCGUCUUUCCAAAUGUUAAACUCAAAGUUGUUGAGGAAGCAAUCAGAAUAGUAUUAGAAGUUGUCUAUCGACCUCACUUUUCUAAGAUAUCACAUGGUUGUCGCAGCGGAAGGAGCCAUUUAUCUGCUCUUAAGUACGUUCGCAAAGAUAUAGUUAAUCCGAAUUGGUGGUUCACUUUGCCAGUUUGCAAAAAGCUCGACAAUCAAAUCCUAGCUAAGCUCUUCUCAACUAUGCAAGACAAGAUAGAUGAUCCUUUCCUAUAUUCUAUAAUAUGUAGUAUGUCUAACACUGGGGUAUUGAAUUUAGAAUUCGGGGGUUUUCCAAAAGGACAUGGUCUCCCACAAGAAGGAACAUUGGCUCCAAUUUUAAUGAACAUAUAUCUUGACCUCUUUGACCGUGAAAUGUACAGGCUUUCAAUGAGAUACGAAGCUAUUGAUAAAGGUUCAAGCACUGAAAAAAGUGGGCCCCACUCUGUGCUACGCAGUUGGUUUAGGAAACAGAUAUCUGGUAAUGGUUCUCAAGAAUGCCAUGAUGAAAUUAGGGUACAUUGUUGCCGCUUCAUGGAUGAGAUCCUUAUUGCCAUCUCGGGUCCCAAAGAAGUGGCUGUUGCUAUCAAGUCUGAAACUGAAAAUUACUUUAAGAAUUCUCUUCAUUUAGAAUUUGAAAAUGAAACCGAUGUUUUUCCAUGCGAUGGACCUACUGGAAUUCGCUUCUUGGGUAGUGUGGUUAAAAGAAGCCUGAAAGAGAGUCCAGCUAUAAAGGCUGUUCACAAAUUGAAGGAAAAGGUAAAAUUAUUUGCUUCGCAGAAGGAGCACUCGUGGGACACCGGGACAGCAAGAAUUGGCAAGAAAUGGUUGGGUCAUGGGCUGAAGAAGGUAAAAGAAUCAGAGAUUAAGCAUCUCUCUGAUGGUAGCUCCCUUUUGAGCCAAAUUUCGUGUUUUAGAAAAGAUGGGAUGGAAACGGAUCAUUGGUACAAAGUCUUACUAAAAGUUUGGAUGCAAAAUAAAAAUGUUAAAUACGAAACUAAUGAGGAUAUUAUCUUAUCUAAGCAUAUUGUCGAACCAGCUCUGCCUCAAGAUCUAAGAGAUUCGUACUAUGAGUUCCAGAAGCGUGUUCAGGAAUAUAUAACUUCUGAGACAGCUUCGACUCUUGCACUGUUGCCAAACUCCAACUCUUCGUCAUUAGUGACGCAGAUCAUAGCUCCAAUCAGCAUCAUAAAGAAGCGACUUUUUCGAUAUGGAUUGACAAAUUCCGAAGGAUAUCCCCGGCCAUGUCAUCUGCUAGUCUUUUGGGAUGACAAUGAAAUAGUUGACUGGUAUGCAGGUUUAAUCUGCCGAUGGCUGAGAUGGUACACUGAGUGUGACAACUUUAAUGAGGUAAAACUCAUUAUUUGCAAUCAAGUAAGGUUGUCUUGCAUCAGAACUCUCGCAAUGAAGUAUAGGAUAUAUGAGACUGAGAUAGAGAAGAAGUUUGAUUUUGAAUUACGUAGAAUGCCUGCAACUGAAGAUAUGGAGCUUGACAUAAUAACCAAUGAAACAACAAAUCCCGAAGGUGUUGAUAAUGAUGCCUUAAUGUAUGGAAUAACAUACAGUGGAAUAUGUUUAUUCUCUUUAGCAAGAAUGGUGAGUCAGUCACGUCCUUGUAAUUGCUUCGUUAUAGGAUGCUCAGCUGCAGCUCCUCGUGUGUACACUCUUCACGUGAUGGAAAGACAAAGAUUCCCUGGUUGGAAGACUGGAUUUUCUAGCUGUAUCCAUCCCAGUUUACGUAGAAGGCGACUUGGGUUGUGUAAACAUCAUCUGAAGGAUCUACUUCUCGGUAACAUUUCGCUUGAAUCUAUUAAUUUCGGUGCUUGGAAAGGAGACAACCUCCCUUGAUGUAAAGUGGCAAAUCUUCUGUCGCGUGACUGCUCAAUAGUUGGAGGAGUAGAUGGAUUGGAGAAGACAGAAAGACGGAGAAACCAUGUAAUCUUUUUGAAGUAAUCCAUCAUUAUUACGGGAGUCUUUAAUGUUAUGACUUCAGAAAUGUCCAAAUCACGAUCUUCAAAUUUGGCUAUGGCAAAGCAUGCUAAAACCUCAAAGUUCCAUGAAAGUUGUAUGCUGUUCUGAUACUGAAAAACACAGUUCAAAGAAACUACUGUGAAGGUAAAUUUAAUUGUACCUACACCCUGAAUGCUGAACGAAGUCUAUAUUCCUGCUAUCA
Lycium ferocissimum is the source of this 2858-nucleotide messenger RNA. Its product is annotated as nuclear intron maturase 4, mitochondrial. NCBI's taxonomy places the organism in Eukaryota, Viridiplantae, Streptophyta, Magnoliopsida, Solanales, Solanaceae. Gene Ontology annotation, biological process: mRNA processing. The coding region runs from base 41 to 2533 and encodes 830 amino acids. The transcript is spliced from 2 exons. The record is from RefSeq and is a predicted model, not a curated record.